Fusarium oxysporum Fo47 is the source of this 1442-nucleotide messenger RNA. RefSeq lists its product as uncharacterized. The record is from RefSeq and is a predicted model, not a curated record. The coding region runs from base 453 to 1175 and encodes 240 amino acids. NCBI's taxonomy places the organism in Eukaryota, Fungi, Ascomycota, Sordariomycetes, Hypocreales, Nectriaceae. The transcript is spliced from 3 exons.
CGUCGUUAAGGUGCAUGCCCGUAGUGUAUCGCCAGCCUCAUAGCUCUGGACUUUAGUUUCAACUUUCUGUUCAGUAUUGCGAUCGAUAGAUAUACGGGCCUUGUUUUCCUCUUUAGAAAGAUGGCUGCGAACGUUGGUGAUAAUCCAAUAUGUGUGUACGAUAUUUUACUCGGUCGUUCGCACUACAUUAGGACGCUGAGGCUGUGGUUGAACUAUUCCCUUUGUGACUGAACUAUUGACUGAACUAUUGACAGAGCUAUGGACUGCGUGGCGAACAGAAGCACAUUUCCGCUCACCAAUCGCAUAAAACUGAGAAGGGAAAUCUCGAAUCAAGUUAAAAGCAGAAAAAACGCUAUAAAAAGUGAUAAAGAAGCUCUCUUUGGACCAGCGAAGUCGACUCCUAACAGACAUUUCCACAACUAUUUGAAACGCAACCUAGUUCAACAACUACAAUGCAGAAACUCUUUCAUCUCCUCGCUGGAGCCAUCUUGGCCACUGCCACUCCCGUUCAAGCCUUUCCGUCCUUGGGCGGACUCAGCCCCCGAGACGUCUUUGUUCCUUCGACAACAUGCAAUGGUUUUGUCGUUGGAAAUGACUUGAAGCCUUACGGCCAGGUCUGUGUCGGCAUAUCUGACGGCAUGGUGACCGUGACCUACCCGACCUUGACAACCGGCACAUACUCCGACAUCCAUGUCUACAUCGGCACAACCAUGCCCACCGAAACAAUCCCUGGCCAGCUCCCAUACACUCUCGGCAAUAAAGCCUGCUCACUCUCCGCAGACAAAACUUCCGCUACCUGCAGAAUCCCUAUUCAAGACUCAUGGCGUGCGUGUGAUCUUAAGCUCUACAUCGCUACACAUGCCUCUCUCACCGCAGGGACAGGCUGGGGAUCAGGUCCCUGCUACGGCAAAUCAAACGGCAACUGUGCAAAAUAUUGGACUUUUAACACCAAGUGCCAGUGCCCAGUGGUCAUCAACUAUGAACCCAUCACCUCUACGACCACCUGCCUCACUACGAUCACAAACAUCAUCACAUCUAUCGUCACUCCCCCGCCUACGUCUACAAUUACCGGAUGCGACGACCCGAACCCUGGUUCGCCCCCGUCCACGAUUACUUCUACCACAACUACAUCGGUGGACUUCACCUGUCCCGUGUAUUAUCCUGCCGCUGAGUAAUUAAGGACGAAAUUAUGCUGUUGAGCUGGACUUGGUGCCGUGAGUAGAGGAACUUGUAGGGUAUACAGACUGCAUUAUGAGAGGCUUUCGCGUUAAAAUUCGUGUCGACAUUUUGACAUGGCCACCUCUGAUAAGAGGCUAUGCCCUGUUAGAUAGCAGUUAACGAUUUCCAUAACUUGAGCUUUACCCCUUGGUUUACCUGUGCCAAAGCGUUUCUAUCUAAACCCUAUAUCCAAUCACCCCGAUGAAGAGCUCUUGCGAUUUAGG